AUGUCGUCCAAAUCAAAAAAGACUGUGUCAUCGUCGACCAAUAUUAGUGUUGUGUCAUCAGUGCAAAGCCCUCCACAAUCUAGCACUCCGGUUGGUAGCCGCCCUUCAAGUUCUGCCGGUCGACCAAACAGCCCCCUAAGUCCAACAAGACAUACGCGUCUUCAGGAAAAAGAUGCCUUACAAAAUCUUAAUGACCGUCUUGCAGCCUACAUUGAUAAGGUUCGUCAACUUGAAAGCGAGAAUUCUGGACUUCGUCGUGAAAUUCAAACAACACAGGAGGUGGUCACACGCGAGGUUUCUAAUAUAAAGGGAAUGUACGAAAAUGAAUUACAAGAUGCAAGGAAGUUACUAGAUGAUACAUCCAGAGAGAAAGCAAAAUUGGAAAUUGAUUUGAAGAGGCUAUAUGAAGAAAAUGACGAUCUUAAGAAACGCUUAGACAAGAAGACUAAGGAUUGUCAACAAGCUGAGAAUUUGGCGCGUCACUAUGAAACUCGCUAUACUGAGGAAAGCAACAAAUACAACACUGCCCUUGCUGACAAGAAGAAGGCUCAGGAUGAGGCCAGGGAGCUGGCCAAAGAAUUGGAAAAAUUGCGCAAAGUGUAUGCGGACACGCGCAAGACCCUCGAGGAGGAGAUGCUGUGCCGCAUCGAUAUGGAGAACACCGUCCAGAGUCUGCGCGAGGAGCUGUCCUUCAAGGACCAGGUAUUCCAGCAGGAGUUGCAAGAGACCCGCACCAGAAGACAGGUGGAGAUCUCUGAAAUUGAUGGUCGCCUCGCUCAACAGUAUGAGGCUAAACUCCAGCAAAGUCUACAAGAGCUUCGUGAACAACAAGAGGCCAAUAUUAAGGCCAACAGAGAUGAAAUCGAAGCUCUGUAUGAGAACAAGUUGAAGAACUUGCAAGCGGCAUCCAACCGCAACAGCAACGCGGCGACGGUGGCGGUGGAGGAGCUGCGCACCAUGCGCACGCGCAUCGAUAGCCUCAACGCCACGCUCAACGACCUGGAGAACAAGAACGCUGCCCUUAGCAACCGUUGCCGUGAGCUGGAACGCCAGCUGGAGUCGGAGCGCGCCCGCCACGCUGAGGACCUCGCGUCGCUGGAGCAGGAGCUGGCGCGUCUGCGCGACGAGAUGGCGGCGCAGCUGCGGGAGUACGCCACCUUGAUGGACAUCAAGAUAUCCCUGGACCACGAGAUCGCUACCUACCGCGCUCUCAUUGAAGGCGAGGAGGACAGAUUGAACCUAACCUCCCAGUCGCCCGGGCGCGAGUCCCGCGCGUCCAUGAGCGCGUCGGCCAGCGCGAGCGGCGGGCGCGCCACGCCCGGCCGCCGCGCCACGCCGCUGCGCGCCGCCCGCAAGCGCACGCUGCUCGACGAGAGCGAGGAACGCAGUCUGCAGGACUUCAGUGUAACCUCCAGCGCUAAAGGGGACCUCGAAGUCGCCGAGGCCUGCCCUGAUGGCAGCUUUGUUAAGAUCAGGAACAAGGGGAAAAAGGAGCAAAGUCUUGGUGGCUACCAAAUUCUUCGUAAAGCAGGAGAUCAAGAGACAGUUUUCAAAUUCCAUCGCACAGUGAAGCUGGAGCCCGGCGCGAUCGCCACCGUGUGGUCCGCGGACGCGGGCGUCGACCACGACCCUCCCAGAGACAUUGUCAUGAAGGGACAGAAGUGGUUCGUCGCUGACACCUUCACUACCAAACUGCUCAAUAAUGACCAAGAGGAAGUAGCGAUGUCGGAGCGACAACGGCGUCAGAUCAGUACAAGUGCACAAAGACAUCGUGAACUGGCGCACAAAUUCCCUCGUCGUGAACAGCUUGGAGAAAUUCGCGAGGGUGAAGAGAACUGUCGUGUAAUGUCUCUUUAUUCAUGUAUAACUAGUAAUAACAGCAUUCUGAAAAUAUUAUAUCAAAAAUGUUUAAAACUACGAGUUAACUACUUAUUUCGAUUAUUCAAUAAGAGCGAUUCGUGUAUUAUGGAUAAAACUAAUGCGGUAAAACGUUUUAAGAAGAUUCCUAUAUAUGUAGUAGAGGAACAUAAUGAAGCAUUGCAAUUUAUAUAUGCCGCUAUUGGAGGCAAAAAACUACCGUUAGAGGGAACGACUCUAGUGCAUUUUGAUGCACAUCCAGACAUGCUUAUAGAUCGUAAACUAAAGGGAAGUGAGGCCCGGUCUGGUAGACAACUUUUGCCAUUAUUACAAAUAGAAAAUUGGAUAGUGCCGGCGGCGGCGGCCGGCCAUGUAGCCCGGGUGGUAUGGCUGCGACCACCGUGGGCGAAGCAAUUUACUGACGGCACUCGCACAAUUCAUGUCGGAGACCACCCAGAGACGGGCUUGCUACGAGUCAACAGUAAAGAGCCUUAUUAUUUAUCCGAUGCUUUAUAUUCACCGCAGUUACUCAAUACAAAACAAUUUUUAUACACAGUUGCGGAACUUAGUCAAAAUUUUAAUGAGAAAAAGAUAGAAGAGUUGGCACAUAAUCUUGAUAUAAGUGAACCAUAUGUGCUCGAUAUAGAUUUAGAUUUUUUCAGCACGGGAAAUCCGUUUCUUAAUUUGUUUGAGGAAAUAAAAUUGUACGAUCGCUUAGAACCUAUAUUUGGCUUUGAAAUUCCAAUGGAUGAUAAUGAAAAAACCAUAGAAAAUUUUUGUAUAUUAAGAGACAGUCAACUACAAGAACUUGAAAGUUUAUUUGAGCAUUUAGAAAAAUAUGGCAAUUUAGAAGAAUAUACGGGUCCGAAAUCAAAGCUGUUUGAAAAAGUUACCAGUUUAGUUGAUAUUGUAAAAAUAGAAGCGAAUAGACUAGGUGUUAAACCCGAUUGGUGGGCGAUAUUUGCCGGUGGCUGUACUCGAGACCAAGGAGGCCUGCCCUACCACAUAAGUACUGAGGAAGAUAUGAAAGAAAUGAUUACAAAAUCAUUCAAAUUAUUUUUAAAAUAUUUACCAACUCCUACAUUGAUUACUGUUGCGAGAUCGACUGAAGAUGGAUACUGCCCUUCACAUCAAGUCGAAUUUAUACAAACCUUAGUUUUAGACAUUUUAAAGGAAGUUUACAAUAAUACGGAUAAGCCUUUCCUGCAUUAUUUAAGUUCGAAA
This is a messenger RNA of Brenthis ino (lesser marbled fritillary), 3081 nucleotides long. The record is from the annotation of a GenBank genome assembly. Lineage: Eukaryota; Metazoa; Arthropoda; Insecta; Lepidoptera; Nymphalidae.